Molecule: messenger RNA, 2234 nt
Organism: Actinia tenebrosa (Australian red waratah sea anemone)
Lineage: Eukaryota; Metazoa; Cnidaria; Anthozoa; Actiniaria; Actiniidae
Product: thiamine transporter 2
Biological process (GO): transmembrane transport; vitamin transport
Cellular component (GO): plasma membrane
Molecular function (GO): vitamin transmembrane transporter activity
Source: RefSeq, a predicted model, not a curated record
UCAUAAUCAUUCCAACAUGGCGGACAAAAGGAAAAGAAAAAAGACGUAAAAGGUCAACAAAAAAAACCACAAAAAUCCAAACAAGUUUAACUUGAAUAGUCCUCUAGAGUCACAUGAGUCACAUGAUUUAGAAUACUGAAAGCAUGGCGCCUCGUCUGGAGUUCUGGCAAAAAGCAACUCUUCUUCUCUGUCUUUAUGGAUUCUUCAAAGAGAUGAAGCCCUCUGAGCCAUUCUUGACUCCUUAUCUCAAAGCACCUCCGAAAAACUUCACCGACAAACAGCUCGAAAACGAGGUUUAUCCCGUGUGGACGUACUCCUAUCUCGUAGCUCUAUUCUUGGUUUUUCUUUUCACUGAUGUUUUAAGGUACAAGCCUGUCAUCGUUGUCGAAGGUUUGGCGUAUUUGACAACGAGGGUUUUAUUAAUAUGGGCGACAAGUGUGCGUGCAAUGCAGUUCAUGCAGUUUGCUUAUGGUGUAGCUACAGGAGCAGAGGUUGCUUAUUACUCGUAUAUAUACGCAGUUGUAGAGGCAGAGCAUUAUCUUCGAGUUACUGGCUUUACGAGAGCAGCAGUGCUGGCUGGUAGGAUGAUGUCUGGGGUGGUAGGUCAACUGCUCAUCUCACUCAGUGUUACAGAUUACCUCACAUUGAACUAUAUUUCCAUGACAAGUGUUUGUAUUGCACUGGUUAUUACCUUCAUCUUGCCAUCAGCAAGCGGAAACGUGUUCGGUAUUGUCAAACCUGGAGAAAAUCAAAGUGAAGUGCAAGUUUAUGGAGCUACCAAUCACAGUGAUGAUAGUUCCAUAGCAACCGAAAAUGCUGCCAACUGCUUCCUUAAAUGUUUCAGUUCCUGGAAAUUAUCAUUACGCUUGAUGUGGCGUGAUUUCAAGGAGUGUUAUUCCAAAAACGAGCUGUUAAAAUGGUCUCUAUGGUGGGCCUUUGGCACAUGUGGUGAAUUCAUGGUCGAAAAUUAUGUCCAAAAUCUCUGGGACGACAUUUAUUCCGCACGCAAGCACAAGAAGAUUUACAAUGGUGGUGUCACUGCCUUAUCUAACGUUUUUGGUGCUUCUGUUGCUCUUCUGUUAGGCUACCUCAAGGUAAACUGGUCAGUGUUUGGUGAGCUGGUUCUUGGCGUGGUCAGUGUCGCAGAUGCAUUCUUUCUGUACAUCAGUGCUCAUACUUCUAGCAUAUGGUUGGCAUACUUGAUGUACAUUCUCUUUAGAAUGGCAUACACAUUUUUGGUUACCAUUGCAAGUUUCCAGAUCGCAAAGAAUGUUGGUAUGGACAGGUAUGCACUUGUGUUUGGGUGCAACAUGUUUGUCGCUCUACUAUUACAGACUAUUCUCACUGUUAUAGUGGUGGAUGAGAGAGGACUGUCACUAGAUAUAAUAACACAGUUUGUAGUAUAUGGCAGUUUCUUCUUCAUCCUCGGAGCAGUAUUCUUGGGUAAAGCAAUGUACACCAUGACAAGAAUAGGAUGGAGGACAUGUUGGAACCAACGAUAUGUGACAGACGAUAGGCAAGAGUUGAUUGAACAGUCUCAUGGGAAUGAUGGAGACACAGAAAGUAAUACAGACCAUCAUGGUGUCAGUACUGACCCUGGCCAUGAAAGUCAGAAUGCUGUUGUGUAAAUACUCUGUUGAACUAUUUUUAGAUGCUAGCAAGCUAUAGUAGAGAAGGCAUAAGGUCGAGAUGGAGGAAUGGUGAGCUUAUAAAAUACAAUGUAAUCACAUGGAAGUCCAUCUGUCCUAAGUGCUGCUCACCACGUGAUAUCCUCUCCAAAAAACGUUGCUGCUUCUAAUUUAAUUAGUCUGUAUCCAGUCUACUUCGCAGAACAAUGAAAACCAAUGAACUUUAAUGAACUAAUAUUAAUUAUGAUUACAAAAUCCUAGAUAUACUACUGAUAUUAUCUUAUACUGCCUCUUAAUUUAGAAUUACUUAUAUAAGAUAUAAUCGAUGAAUAGAUCGGACUACUUUUUGCCAUACUCUUAGCCUUUAAAUUAGCUACUAUCAUCUAAGUAURAUUGGUAAAUCUUCACUCGCUUUUUUCACUUAGAGUUUAUCAUUAUUCGUAUUUUGUUGUUGUUAUUAUGAUUUAAAUUUUUGUUAGGGUGCACUUAAUUUGGAGCCAAGCUCUGUUGUGCUUACCCCUUCCAUGAUAGCUUAGGAACUUAGAUGAUUGUCAUGAAUAAAGUUAUGCAAAUAAUUAAAUGCAAUGCAUAUAUGAAGAAAUGAAA